CUCAGGGCUAGGAACCGAGUCAGGCAGCGCUUAGGUCACCCCUCCUCCUAUUAGUUGCUCGUAAUGACUAUGAAUUAUGUAUCACUAGCUGUUAUCAGGAUAUGAUCACGUGACCCCGUAAGUUAGGACCCUGUCGCUACGCUGUUUUAUUUAUUAUUUUCUUCCGGCAGUCUUUUGGGCAGCCCCGACGUCCUGAGAGCCAUAGGCCCCGCCUCUUCCUGCCUGCGGCUGCUACCUGGGCCCUGGGCUGUCAUUGGUGAAGGACCCCGCACCAUGUUCCAGGGAAGGCUCCUCGCCCGCUUCCUAGUGCAACAGAAUGGAGCGAGGCAUUGCUCCUACACAGCCUCCCGGAAAAACUUGUACAUUAAUAAAGACACUAAAGUGAUAUGCCAGGGGUUCACCGGGAAGCAGGGCACCUUUCAUAGUCAACAGGCAUUGGAAUAUGGAACUAGGUUAGUUGGAGGUGUUUCACCUGGCAAGGGUGGCAGUUCCCACCUUGGAUUACCAGUCUUCAACUCUGUGGCCGAGGCAAAGGCAGCAACAGGCGCCUCCGCCUCUGUCAUAUAUGUGCCACCACCCUUUGCUGCUGCUGCAAUUCAUGAAGCUAUUGAUGCUGAGGUGCCACUGGUAGUAUGUAUCACUGAAGGAAUCCCCCAGCAAGACAUGGUCCGGGUCAAACACAGACUCCUCCGUCAGUCCACCACCAGGCUUAUCGGACCCAACUGUCCUGGAGUCAUCAAUCCUGGAGAAUGUAAAAUUGGUAUCAUGCCAGGACAUAUUCACAAGAAAGGAAGGAUUGGUAUCGUGUCAAGAUCAGGAACUCUGACAUAUGAAGCCGUGCAUCAGACGACGCAGGUUGGAUUGGGGCAGUCUCUCUGUAUCGGUAUCGGUGGAGACCCCUUUAACGGAACAAACUUUAUUGACUGCCUAGAGGUCUUCUUAAAAGACCCAAAGACAGAAGGUAUCAUUCUGAUCGGUGAGAUUGGUGGAAGUGCUGAGGAAAAUGCUGCUGAGUAUCUGAAAGAACACAACACUGGCUCUAUUACUAAGCCUGUGGUGUCCUUCAUUGCUGGCCUAACCGCCCCUCCUGGCAGGAGGAUGGGUCAUGCCGGAGCCAUCAUUGCUGGCGGGAAAGGUGGAGCCAAGGAGAAGAUUGCUGCUUUGCAGAGAGCUGGCGUGGUUGUCAGUAUGUCUCCUGCCCAACUUGGAAGCACCAUGCACAAGGAAUUCGAGAAGAGGAAAAUGCUGUAAGUGCCGGAAAAGAAGACGGCAAUGUCUGCACAUGAUCACGUCCACAUCGUUUCUUUUCGUCCAGAUCUUCUUUCGAGAACCAGUGUCUUUGCACAAGCUACAUGUGAAGCCAUAACUGUUAUUUUAGCCUUUCCCCGACAUCAAGAGGAUCUCUGUGGAUCUGCUAUUUAGACUGUACAGCCUUCAUGAAUAAAAGAAAUACUUCCAUUUAUUUUGGAUCCUAAAA
This is a messenger RNA of Hyla sarda, 1477 nucleotides long. It is a transcript of the gene SUCLG1, whose product is annotated as succinate-CoA ligase GDP/ADP-forming subunit alpha. Gene Ontology annotation, molecular function: succinate-CoA ligase (GDP-forming) activity; succinate-CoA ligase (ADP-forming) activity. Gene Ontology annotation, biological process: tricarboxylic acid cycle. Gene Ontology annotation, cellular component: succinate-CoA ligase complex (ADP-forming); mitochondrion. The record is from RefSeq and is a predicted model, not a curated record. Bases 274 to 1251 code for a protein of 325 amino acids. Lineage: Eukaryota; Metazoa; Chordata; Amphibia; Anura; Hylidae. The transcript is spliced from 9 exons.